CAUUUCUUUCACUGCUCGCGCUCUGCUGCCGCGAGACUGGAAACCAACACGAACGAAAGAGAGAGAGAGAGACACCUGAGGCACUGAAGAAGCCACUUACACAAAAAAACUCAAGCUCAGAAACAGAACAUCACAAGUUACCCGUCAAAUAAGAAAAUACAACUAUUAAAAAUGAUGAAUCAGAUCGAGCUUUCCGUCCCAUAUGAUAAUGGAUAUGAACCGGACGAGUACAUGAUGCAGGAGGAAGAAUGGGACCGGGAUUUACUAUUGGAUCCAGCAUGGGAAAAACAGCAACGGAAGACGUUCACUGCCUGGUGUAACUCUCACCUGAGGAAAGCUGGGACACAGAUUGAGAAUAUAGAGGAAGACUUCCGGAAUGGCCUCAAACUAAUGCUGCUGCUUGAAGUCAUCUCGGGUGAGAGGUUACCCAAGCCCGACAGAGGAAAGAUGCGUUUUCACAAGAUAGCCAAUGUCAACAAAGCCCUUGAUUUCAUCACCAGUAAAGGAGUGAAACUGGUUUCCAUUGGAGCUGAAGAAAUUGUGGAUGGAAAUGUGAAAAUGACUCUUGGAAUGAUUUGGACCAUCAUCCUUCGCUUUGCUAUUCAGGAUAUCUCUGUUGAAGAAACUUCGGCUAAAGAAGGGCUUCUUUUGUGGUGUCAGAGGAAGACUGCCCCUUACAGAAAUGUCAAUGUUCAAAACUUUCAUGUCAGCUGGAAGGAUGGCUUGGCGCUGUGCGCUCUCAUCCACAGGCACAGGCCUGACCUCAUUGACUACGCCAAACUCAACAAGGAUGAUCCACUGGGUAAUCUAAAUUUGGCAUUUGACAUUGCUGAAAAACAUCUGGACAUCCCCAAAAUGCUGGAUGCAGAGGACAUCCUGAGUACCCCUAAGCCUGAUGAGAGAGCUAUUAUGACAUAUGUGUCCUGCUUCUACCAUGCCUUUGCUGGAGCUGAACAGGUAUUGGGUUUUGCACGUGCUAGGUUGAGCACAUCAGCUAUCUUUCUAUCCAUCUCUACCUUUUGUUCUUACUGUGUUUCUCUCCCGCAGGCUGAAACUGCCGCUAACAGGAUCUGUAAGGUGCUGGGAGUCAAUCAGGAAAAUGAGAAGUUGAUGGAGGAUUAUGAAAGACUGGCUAGUGAGCUGUUAGAGUGGAUCAGACGUACCAUUCCUUGGCUGGAGAAUCGUGUGCCGGAGAAGACCAUGUCAGAGAUGCAGCGCAAGCUGGAGGAUUUUCGAGAUUACCGCAGGAUGCACAAACCUCCCAAAGUGCAGGAGAAGUGUCAGCUAGAGAUCAGUUUCAACACCCUGCAGACUAAACUCCGCAUCAGCAACAGGCCUGCAUUCAUGCCCUCUGAGGGAAAGAUGGUUUCGGACAUAGCGAGUGCGUGGCAGGGGCUGGAACAGGUAGAGAAGGGCUAUGAGGAAUGGCUGCUGACGGAGAUCCGAAGACUGGAAAGAUUGGACCAUCUAGCAGAGAAAUUCAGACAGAAAGCUACCAACCAUGAGACAUGGGCUGCAGGUAAGGAGGAGAUGCUGACUCGGAAGGACUACGAGUCAGCGUCUUUAAUGGAGGUCCGAGCUUUGCUGAGAAAACACGAGGCGUUUGAGAGUGACCUUUCAGCCCACCAGGACAGAGUCGAGCAGAUUGCUGCUAUUGCUCAGGAGCUCAAUGAGCUGGACUAUCAUGAUGUUGCAUCAGUGAAUCAAAGGUGUCAAAGUAUUUGUGACCUCUGGGACCAACUGGGUACACUGACUCAGAAACGCAGAGAGGCUUUGGAGAGGACAGAGAAACUUUUGGAGACGGUGGAGCAGUUGUUUUUGGAAUACACAAAGAGAUCUGCUCCCUUUAAUAACUGGAUGGAGGGAGCCAUGGAAGACUUACAAGAUAUGUUCAUAGUGCACACCACUGAAGAGGUCCAGACUUUGAUAGCUGCUCACGAGCAGUUUAAGGCCACACUCCCUGAGGCAGAUGGAGAAAGGCAGGCCAUCCUUGGCAUUCAGCAGGAAGUCCUCAAGAUCUUCCAAAAUUACGGCAUUCGAGGAGACCUCACCAACCCCUAUAGCACCAUAACUACAGAAGAGAUUGCCAUCAAGUGGGACAAGGUGAAGAAGCUGGUUCCCCAGCGUGACAGUGCACUGCAGGAGGAGUUAGCGCGACAGCAUGCUAACGAGAGGCUCAGACGCCAAUUUGCUGCCCAAGCCAACCUCAUCGGACCUUGGAUACAGGCCAGGAUGGAGGAAAUUGGUCGUUGUUCAAUGGCUGUGGGUGGGACUCUUGAGGAUCAGAUGACGCAGCUGAAGCAGUAUGAGCAUGUGAUCAUCAGCUAUAAACCCAACAUAGACAGACUGGAGGGAGAUCACCAACUCAUCCAGGAGUCGCUCAUCUUUGACAACAAACACACUAACUACACUAUGGAGCAUAUUCGUGUUGGCUGGGAGCUCCUUUUGACUACGAUCGCUCGCACUAUUAAUGAAAUUGAGACUCAAAUUCUGACACGUGAUGCAAAGGGCAUCAGCCAGGAGCAGAUGAAUGAGUUCCGAUCCUCUUUCAACCAUUUUGAUCGGAAGAAGAAUGGGGCGAUGGAUUCUGAUGACUUUAGGGCCUGUCUGAUCUCGAUGGGUUAUGAUCUGGGUGAGGUGGAGUUUGCUCGUAUCAUGAUGCUGGUUGAUUCAAAUGCUUCAGGCGUUGUGUCAUUCCAGUCUUUUAUUGACUUCAUGACAAGAGAGACAGCAGACACAGACACAGCUGAACAGGUCAUCGCUUCCUUCAGGAUCCUCGCUACAGACAAGCCAUAUAUUUUGGCAGAUGAGUUGAGACGAGAGCUUCCUCCAGACCAGGCAGAGUACUGUAUCAGCAGGAUGCCACCAUACGCCGGCCCCGGGGCCCUGCCUGGGGCCCUGGACUACACCGCCUUCUCCACUGCCCUCUACGGAGAGAGUGACCUUUAACUCUCUCAACAACUCUGACCUUUUACAAACCCAUCUCAGAUCAGCAGCCCCAAGCAAUGAAAACAUGGCAAAUAAACACUAUUUCAGUUCAGUAUUUUGCUAGAUGUUUGAUAUGAAAUGUUAUGAAAAGUCAAUACACAAGCAAUGCAGUCUGAAAAUGGAAAAAAUGCAAUUAAGAAGAUAAAAAAAAAAGUUGUGAAUUUUAGAUUCACUUUCUCAUAAAUUGUUUAAUCCAAGGCAUGAAUGUCUCAUUUCAUAUAGGUUGUUAUACUAAAGACAAAUUGCAAAGAUUUUGUCACUGGAAUUAAAUUAAAAUCAGAAUGAAAUACUUUUAAGUACAUUAUAGGCUUUAUGCAUUUUACUCUAAACCUUCCCAGUUGCACUUUUCCAGAGUGAAAUCUAUUUUGUGCAGUAGUGUUAAACUCACAGUAUAUAAGAUUUUGCACAUUUGAAUGAUCCUCAAAUGAGAUUCACCUAACCACUGUGCUUUUCUUAUUUUUGCUCUGGUACUUUAGUGUCCCUGGUUUAAAAAAAAACAAAAAACACCAUGAAUAGUAUCUCGCUUCAGAAAUCUAGCAGUGCCUUUGCUUCAGUUUGGUGAUUUGUGUCAAUCUACUGUACGCGCUACUACAGGGCUUGUUAAAAAAAAGAAAAUAAAUCAAAAAACAAAUUAUGACUGAAAUACCAAAUUUACAGUUGCGGGUAAAAGUAUGUGAAGUAUGUGGAAUGACAGACAAACACAGCCUGCUUAACACACAACAACUUUUUAUCUUGUCUGUAUUUAACAGCAUGCGAACCGUUCACAGUGAAGUGUGCGGAUCCCAAGCAUUCUUGAAUAGAGCGAAGUUUGUUUGAUCUUUGGUCAGUUUGUUAACCUAUCAAAUCAGUUUGAAUGUGAAAGAAGUGAUUCGGGAAUGUCUGCUGUUGAAUUAUAUGAACAAGAAAGCCAAAUGUGUGUUUAACAGUGACAUAAACGAAAUAAACCUUACUUAUGAAAAG
Messenger RNA from Puntigrus tetrazona (Sumatra barb), 3948 nucleotides. It is a transcript of the gene actn2b, whose product is annotated as actinin, alpha 2b. Lineage: Eukaryota; Metazoa; Chordata; Actinopteri; Cypriniformes; Cyprinidae. The record is from RefSeq and is a predicted model, not a curated record. Gene Ontology annotation, cellular component: cortical actin cytoskeleton; plasma membrane; cell projection. Gene Ontology annotation, molecular function: calcium ion binding; actin filament binding. Gene Ontology annotation, biological process: actin cytoskeleton organization; muscle cell development. The transcript has 20 exons. The coding region runs from base 172 to 2949 and encodes 925 amino acids.